Molecule: messenger RNA, 637 nt
Organism: Varanus komodoensis (Komodo dragon)
Lineage: Eukaryota; Metazoa; Chordata; Lepidosauria; Squamata; Varanidae
Gene: UBA52
Product: ubiquitin A-52 residue ribosomal protein fusion product 1
Exons: 5
Coding region: 127-513 (128 amino acids)
Biological process (GO): translation; modification-dependent protein catabolic process; protein ubiquitination
Cellular component (GO): ribosome; nucleus; cytoplasm
Molecular function (GO): protein tag activity; ubiquitin protein ligase binding; structural constituent of ribosome
Source: RefSeq, a predicted model, not a curated record
CGCCUGUGACGUGUCGGGGGCCGGCCGGAAGUGGCCUUUAUUUCCGCUUCCGGCCGAGGCUCGCUCUUUCCGCUCGGCGAGGACAGGCCGCUGGACGCGCGUGGAAGGUAACACUCGGCUGCCAAGAUGCAGAUCUUCGUGAAGACCCUGACUGGCAAAACCAUCACCCUUGAGGUAGAGCCCAGUGACACCAUUGAGAAUGUCAAAGCAAAGAUCCAGGAUAAAGAAGGCAUCCCUCCCGACCAGCAGCGUCUGAUUUUCGCAGGGAAGCAGCUGGAGGAUGGGCGAACUCUUUCGGACUACAACAUCCAGAAAGAGUCCACCCUCCACCUGGUGCUGCGUCUCCGCGGAGGCAUCAUCGAGCCGUCCCUCCGACAGCUCGCCCAGAAGUUCAACUGCGACAAGAUGAUCUGCCGCAAGUGCUACGCCCGCCUGCACCCCCGUGCCGUCAACUGCCGCAAGAAGAAGUGUGGCCACACCAACAACCUGCGCCCGAAGAAGAAGGUCAAAUGAGGAGCACGGCCGAAUCUCCCUCUCUCCCUUCUCUGGAUCGGCUUGAUGCCAGCGAAGGGCUUGAUCAUGUCCGCAGGAAAGUCAUUUUCCUCCUCAUGAAUUAAAAUUUCCAUGCUCCAAGGAA